Molecule: messenger RNA, 3292 nt
Organism: Monopterus albus (swamp eel)
Lineage: Eukaryota; Metazoa; Chordata; Actinopteri; Synbranchiformes; Synbranchidae
Product: poly(rC)-binding protein 2
Exons: 13
Coding region: 380-1771 (463 amino acids)
Molecular function (GO): RNA binding
Source: RefSeq, a predicted model, not a curated record
AUGACCUCCUUCCAUUUAACCUGCCAUAUUAUAGCAUAAUGCUCCACAAAUGUGCUACAUGUAUCCUUUUAGGGGCGUAAUUCUGGGACGUCUUCGGGUCAAAUCCAGCAUAGCGGUUUGGGUUGGGUGAAAGGGGAAAGUUCAGAGGUUAUAAUUUUGUUGUCUUUGUGUAAAGGAGUGGAGCUCGAUCUCACAUCACUCUUCCCUCUUCCCCGAGUCCUUUAUAAACUCUCCCCCGGGUUUCUACCCUCCCGAACCUCUCCCCUUCUACCCUUACAACCCCAACCCUCCCCCCGAUCACUUAUCAGCGCACGAGUCAGAUUCAUCUCAGUGACCAAAGAACCCAGUUCUGUACGGACGGUUAGAUCGCAUUGCAGUUAUGGACUCCGGUGUGAUUGAAGGAGGGCUCAAUGUCACCCUCACCAUUAGGCUGCUCAUGCAUGGGAAGGAAGUUGGAAGCAUUAUUGGAAAGAAAGGUGAAUCUGUGAAGAAGAUGAGAGAAGAGAGUGGGGCUCGCAUCAACAUCUCUGAGGGCAAUUGUCCUGAGAGGAUCAUUACUUUGGCAGGUCCAACCACCGCCAUCUUUAAAGCAUUCUCCAUGAUCAUUGAAAAGCUGGAAGAGGACAUAAGCAGCUCCAUGACAAACAGCACAGCUACCAGCAAGCCCCCAGUGACUCUACGCAUUGUGGUGCCUGCCAGCCAGUGUGGCUCCCUCAUUGGCAAAGGUGGCUGCAAGAUCAAGGAAAUUCGAGAGUCAACUGGUGCUCAGGUACAAGUGGCAGGUGACAUGCUCCCCAACUCCACAGAGCGUGCCAUCACCAUCGCUGGCACUCCCCAGUCGAUAAUUGAGUGUGUGAAGCAGAUCUGUGUGGUUAUGCUUGAGUCUCCGCCUAAGGGGGUCACUAUCCCCUACCGGCCCAAGCCUUCAGGAUCCCCCGUCAUCUUUGCAGGUGGACAGGCAUAUGCUGUACAAGGACAGCACGCGAUUCCGCAGCCUGAUUCUUCCUCUGCUGCUAUCUCCCCACAGCUUACCAAGCUUCACCAGCUGGCUAUGCAGCAGAGCCCCUUCCCCAUCGCGCCAAGCAACCAGGGAUUUACUGGGAUAGAUGCUUCUGCUCAAACCAGCUCCCAUGAGAUGACUAUUCCAAAUGAUCUUAUUGGGUGCAUUAUUGGCCGCCAGGGAGCCAAGAUCAAUGAGAUCAGACAAAUGUCAGGCGCCCAGAUCAAGAUUGCGAAUCCAGUGGAUGGAUCGACUGAUCGUCAGGUCACCAUCACAGGCUCACCUGCCAGUAUCAGUCUGGCGGAGUACCUCAUCAACGCCAGUGUAGAGUCCUCUAAACCUCCCUCCUCCUCCUCCUCCUUGAACCCUGAACAGACCAGCCUGUGCCCUCCCUCCACCUCUACUACUACUACUACUACUACUACUACUACCACUACCACCACCACCUCCUCUGCUGCUACUUCCUCCUUCUCUUUUUCCUCCUCCUCUACCUCCUGUGUGGUGCCCCCCUCAGCCUCCAUUCCUCUGUCCUUGUUGGCUUCAGGGCCGCCUCCUCCCUCCUCUUCCUCCUCCUCUUCCUCCUCCACUGAUUCCCUGCUCCACAGCUCUCCCGCCUGUGUGUCAAGUCUCCUCAGUCUCAAGCCCCUCCCUCUCCUGGCCCUCCAUGUUGUCAGCGGGGCCAGUAACCCCACACACCCAAUCCCCACUGAGCCCAAAAUCGCCCCAGAGCUGGGCUCCAAGUCAAAAAGGCGAAGGCUCUCCCCUUACUAAUGAAAGAAACACAAGUCAUCUACUACUAAAGUACUGACAAUGCUCUUUGUUGUCUGUACCUGCACUUGCUUUUGUAUCUGGCUGUGCCAUGCCAUGCUUACUACAGAAAACACACAAAUGUUACAUGGCCAGACACAUGGUCGCUGCCAUAUUUAUAAACUAGAUAUCUGUAGCUUGAUUUGGCCUGUCUCCUAAAGAAAUUACAUGUUGAGUGCAUUAUAUUUUUAAAUGACUUUAAACUUGGCAUGGACAGUGAAUUAUGUCACUGAUAUACUGAAGCAUUUCUCUUUGUGUAAGCUCUGCUCAGGUAGCGGCUCUCUUUAAGAUGUCACCUUGUAUUUAUGGAAAUAGAUUUUCUUGUAGUGAGUUUUAAGUGACUGUUGUUAGUUGUCAUGUUGGAGAUUAUAUGUAUCACAUUUUUUGUGUUUAUGUAAGGAACAGUUUCAAUUCUAAGUAAAUCUGCCCUCAGGUAUCAAAGGCACCAAAUUAUCAUCUUAGAUGUUGUUGAUACGAACAGAAAUAUACAGCCAGUUUAGCUUCAGCUAAUUCUUCAUGGAGUUAAAUAAGAUCAAUACCACUGUCAUAUCUAUACAGUAAAUUUGUAGCUUGAGCUUGCAGCUGGUUACUUUAUAUUGGCCUCAACACCGAAUGGAGGAGGGGGGUGAUUAUGUGCCAGGCUGUUUCUUGGUGUGGCCAUUUUCCUGUAAAAGCACAAGUGUGGUUUUUACACUUUGGUUUCUCUACAGAAGAAAUAAAGAAGACUGUGGGCACAUUCCAAGUCUCUUUUAAGCACUGUCGUUUCCCUCACUCGCAUUUUUUCCCCUCCCAUGUAAGACGCAAGGAAAAUGUAAGAUGCAGGAACUGACAUGAGACGUGCUUUCCUCGAGCCUUCAGGUGAAGCGUCCAAUCACAGACUGAGUUCCAACAAAGGGACGUGGCAAUCCGCAACAGACUUCCGCAAAGGAUACACUUGUGUAUCCUCGGUUAUAGCUCCUCCAGGCAGCCUCCUCACUCCUCAGAGCAUAAAUAAAGUUCUUUCAUCACGGUGGACCGGAACAAACUCCAGGUUGAGUGAGGAUCGAGGAACGAAAAAAAUAAGGCAAUUGAGAUACACCUUUGAAAUACCCUAUGUGCUCGGUUGACCAAGGAACAAUCUUAUAAGAGACAUGAACUGUACCCAGUGUUUUAAUUCUUGAGCAUUAGAGAUGCUGGUAGGUAGAUCUAGUUGUGACUGGCUGUAGCUGGCUGUGGCUGGCUUUACAUUUUAGUGUACAGGCAUGAGAGUGGUGUUGAACUUAUCUAACGUUUGGCAAGAAAGCAUAAAAGUGCAUAGCAGCUCUGUUACUAUAACAUUAAGUAUCUGACAGACAAGCCGACAAACGGGACCUCUAAAGACCUUUUUCUGUGUCAGAGCAUACAUUUCUCAUUAAAUAAAUCCAGAUGGACUUCUUAUAGAGUUUUAUUAUAAUAAUGUAAUGUACAGUAAAUGAGGUUGACAUUUAAUCUUGUCUGUCUGAUUGC